Molecule: messenger RNA, 1488 nt
Organism: Talaromyces atroroseus
Lineage: Eukaryota; Fungi; Ascomycota; Eurotiomycetes; Eurotiales; Trichocomaceae
Exons: 6
Coding region: 1-1488 (495 amino acids)
Biological process (GO): transport
Molecular function (GO): transporter activity
Source: RefSeq, a predicted model, not a curated record
AUGCAAUACAACAUUAGAAAGCGAGAAAAUCAUCGCCAUGCGCUAGUAUCCGAGGUACCGCUUUGGAAUAAUGGCCUCACUUUCCACCAGCUCGGUCUCAUAUUGUGUGCGGCAUUCAGUCUGGUCGGAAUCGUUUCUUCUUUCUUCUUAGCGUUUAUGCAUGCGAUUCAUUACAGCAAACCGCGGGAGCAGCGUCAUAUCAUGCGAAUCUUGUUCAUGGUCCCCAUAUACUGCGCGGAGUCGUUUCUCUCGUUCUAUUUCUAUCAAAAGUCUGUCUACUUUGAAGUCCUCGGUUCAUGCUACGAAGCUUUCGCCCUUUCAUCCUUCUUCACGCUGCUCUGUCAUUACGCCGCACCCGAUUUGCAUAGUCAGAAGGACUACUUCCGUGGCAUUCGACCGAAGCCAUGGCUCUGGCCACUUAAUUGGCUUGCAAAAUGCUGCGGAGGGGAACGCGGAUGCUGGAGAACACCUCGAAGUGGCUUAACGUGGUUCAAUGUGAUUUGGAUCUCAAUUUACCAAUACUGCUUCAUUCGAGUCGCCAUGACCAUUGUUGCCGUUGUCACGGAGGCAUUCGGUAAAUACUGUGAGGCUUCUGUAAGCCCGGCGUUUGCCCACGUUUGGGUACUCGUGAUUGAAUCGAUAUCAGUCUCUAUCGCUAUGUAUUGCUUGAUCCAGUUUUACUUCCAGGUCCACAAGGAUAUGGCCCAGUACUCUCCUUUCUUGAAGGUCCUUGCUAUCAAGCUGGUUAUUUUCCUGUCUUUCUGGCAAUCCACAGUGAUUUCCUUCUUAUCGUCGGCUGGUGCCAUAAAAGUUUCGGAUAAAUUGGCAAAUCAGGACAUUCAAAUCGGUCUUUCGAAUCUGCUUCUCUGUAUUGAGAUGGCCAUCUUUGCAAUCUUGCACUUCUUUGCUUUCCCAUGGCAACCAUAUCGAUUGAAGAACCAGCAAGCUUCUGAAAAUCCUCAGUACAUCAAGGGACAAAUUGCCUAUCAUGGUGGCCCGUUGGGAAUCAAGGCCUUUAUCGAAUCAUUCAACCCAUGGGACUUGGUGAAAGCUACUGGACGAGGUUUCCGAUGGCUGUUUGUUGGUUAUAAAAAGCGUACCAACGAUAUUAGCUACAUGAACCGGGAUGAUUCGGCUUUCUCUCUUAAGGCAUCCGACGACCAUGACGCGCAGACAAGCAUACCAGGGCCCAAUGUGACCGCAUAUACAGGCCCGGCUGGUAUCAACACCGCAUAUCACCCCGCCAGCCAGUAUGAUCCAUAUGAUGAGGAGGGCCAAAAUCUCUUAUCACAUGCACAGGAUAAUCCACAUUCGAGGUAUCCGCCAGAAGCACCCUAUGAAGAAGAGUCCGGCAACCGCUACUAUAAUCAUAUAUAUAGCCAUGAUGACCCAUCCAUAGGUGAUCUCACGGCAGCCGAGCCACGACCCAUAUCUCCCAGGCCAUAUCAGCCAUAUCACCCGUCACGUAGCCCUUACGAAGGGGCAUGA